UGGGCAAACUAUCUCAGAUAAAUGAGCCUUUUGUAGAUAGCACAACAACUUAAAUGCAGGACCCAACACCCUCCAGUUUCCAAAAUAAUUGAUUGUUGCAUCCAAUCCCUCCUCCUUCUGACAAGUUCUCUUUAAGACCAAAAAGAACAUCAGCUUGUGCUGAUGUUCCAGGGCUCAUUGGAGGCUCCCUGUUUCCUCUUUCUGGCUGGCUGUUCUUCCUGUGGUAGAGGAGGAACUAUGAGUGAAGAAAGCAGGCAACCAUGAUCGGAGCAGAAGAGAGCCUGGCCUCUUCACCCACUGCUCUUGCUUCCUGGUCUGUGGGAUCAAGUGACUUUUAAAGGCAUCUGGCUGGAGGAAGGCAGGUGAGCUCAAGCUCCACCCCUUCACCUGGGAAAUCAUUACUCUCCUACAGUGGCAAAAGGAAACAAGCCUGACCAGACAGGGGGAAAAAAACCCUGAAACCUUUGAAGGGUAACGCUCUGGUGCAUUUCACACCAAAGCUUCCUUGUGCACCUCUCUCUAUGCCUCCAUCCGUCAUGCACAUCUCUCCCGUUGCAGGGACUGCCUGCCAUGAAGCUCCACAUCUCCAGUACUUUUCUCUCUUCAUACCUGUCACAACCUGCAGACCGGCAGGGCCUCCUGUAUAAGAAGAGCAGUCGCAGUGCCUCCUACCAGCCAUGUUGGUGUGAGCUCCGGGGGAAUUUGCUUUUCUACCGGGAGCGAAGUGGAGAGCGGGGUUCCCUACAACUCAUCAUUCUGGAAGGCUGCACUGUGGAGCUACAGGAAUCUGCAUCCAAACCCUACACGUUUGAAAUUUUCUACCCUGAUGGAUUACUUGGUAGCCAAUCCUACAAGAUGGCAGCUGAGAAUCAGGAAACCAUGGAGGGUUGGGUGCGAGCUCUCAGCACAGCAGGAUGCGGAUACCUCCGAGCCUUGGUGGAUGAGCUGGAGAGUCAGUUUCAGAUGCUGAAGAACCAAUCGGGUUCCAAAGUAGAGGGAGACCCGAGAAACUUGAUGGCAAACAAUGAGCAGCCCUCUUCAACAUUGGUGGGAGAAGAAAGAUUUGCUAGCCUGAGUUUCCCUCGGCUCCAUCAGGAAUUUGGGAAAGAUAUUGUAGGGGCAAGACAUACCUGGCAGGAGGAGAGAAGAAGCACAAGGCAACCAGAGGGCAACAACUUGAUAGAUUUGCAGGAAGGGUGACCUGCAGUCCCAAAUACUGCACUGUAACCAGUAGGUUAUAGGUAACCUUGAAGGUAUCUUCAAAGACUGUGGCAUACAAGAUGGCAGUAUCUGUGAAGCAGAUAUGUCUUGACAUUUGCCUUUAGAGUAAGAUUUUAAUAAAUUUGUAUGUUUUAAAUUUGUGAACUGUGAUACA
This is a messenger RNA of Varanus komodoensis (Komodo dragon), 1375 nucleotides long. RefSeq names its product sesquipedalian-1-like. The coding region runs from base 571 to 1200 and encodes 209 amino acids. Gene Ontology annotation, cellular component: trans-Golgi network; early endosome; recycling endosome. Gene Ontology annotation, biological process: receptor recycling; endosome organization; retrograde transport, endosome to Golgi. NCBI's taxonomy places the organism in Eukaryota, Metazoa, Chordata, Lepidosauria, Squamata, Varanidae. The record is from RefSeq and is a predicted model, not a curated record. The transcript has 2 exons.